UAAAUUUCACGGUCGUACAGUACUCCGUCGUAAUACCGUAAUACUGGUUAAAGCAUUUCCAGGCUACUCUACCUAAAUGCAUUCGAAAUUGGGGAGGGAAAUCCAAAACCUGAAGAAACUUUUGGGAAAUUUCCAAUUCUGCAUCUUUCUUCUCAUCAGUCUUCACGAAGGCAGAAACAGUAAUUCAAUUCGAAAAGAAAAAGAAAAACCCUAAUAUUCAGACAUCCAGAGAUGGAUGUAAGUGAGAUUGAAAAUGUGGAACUCGGGGAGAGUCAUGAUGGUUUAAAUGAGAAAAGUGAUAAAGGUGGAAAGGAGAUCAUUGAGGUUGUGGAUGAUGAUGUUACUAUAGAUGAAGAAGGUGAGGUAGCAAUGCCCAAAAUGGGGAUGGAAUUCGAUACAGUAGAAGAAAUUUAUGAAUGUUAUCGACGUUAUGCUAAACGGAUGGGAUUUCCAUGUAAAAAACGAUCAUCAAAGAAGGAUAACGGACAAUUAAGACAUGUAACUUUUACUUGUAUUCGAGAAGGUAAGAAUAAAAGAGUUACAGAUGCUUCAGUGGUUCUCAAUCCGCCAAUCAAAACUGGGUGCAAGGCUAAACUGACAGCGCGAUUGGAACCUGAUGAUAAAUGGCGGAUUAGUGUGCUUGUUCUUGAGCAUAACCAUCAGAAUAUCCCCAUUGAAGCUCGUUAUUGGAGAUACAACAAAGUAAUUAGCAACCCUGUGAAAAGGAAACAUUUAUUGAAUGACAAAGAAGGAACAAGAAUGCACGAGCUCUACCAUACCGUAGCAGUGGAGAACAUUCCUGAAAUUGUUGCUGUGCAAAGCCCCCAGGGAACGUUCAGUCUGAAUCGUUGUGAUAUUGGAGAGACACAGUUUUAUAAGUUCGAUAAUGACAAAUCUCAUGAGAAGUUCCAUCCUGGUCAGGUAUGGGCAAGUUAUUGCAAAUUAGAUGACAUGCCAAAGUAUUAUGUUGAGAUAAGCAGAGUUGAAGUGUUCCCAGAUUUUAAACUGUACGCAAAAUGGCUUGAACCAUCUGCUCCACCAAGGGAAGUGAUCAAGUGGCUCGAUGAGAAAAUGCCCGUGUGCUGCGGAACGUUUAAAGCUGGUAAAGAAGAGGUGUUUAGCGAUACUGCUUAUAUCUCACAUUUGGCAACAGGAGUAUCAGUCAAUAAACAAAGCUUGUAUGAAAUCUAUCCAAAGAAAGGAGAGGUAUGGGCGAUGUACAGGAAUUUCAACUCUGACUGGACGUGUAAUGACCUCAAGAAUUGUGAAUGUGAUGUAGUUGAGGUCCUAGAGGUGUAUGAUGUUCGUUGGCUUAUAGUAUUGGUUUUAGUUCAAGUUGCUGGCUUUAAGACUGUUUUCAAGGCUAAAAGAGAAGCAGCGUAUGAUUAUAUUAUGGGUAUACCAUGGAUUGAAUUGUUUAGAUUCUCUCAUCAAAUUCCUGUCUUCCGAUUUACAGAAGUGAGAUACGGGAGCUUGCGAGGUUGUUUGGAGCUUGAUCCCAAAUCAAUGCCCACUUGUUUAUUCCCUCUGAAGUGAAAGUUCACAGGUGCUGUAGGACCUGUUCUGUCCAACACAGAAUCUUUUCAAAGAAUGCACACCCUUUUGUGCAGUACUCUUUUUGGUUUUCAGACUGAUAUGUGUAUCUUGAACCGAACUAUAUAUCUCUAUUAAUACGCAUUGGCCGAGAUUUUUGUUGCUCAAGUUAUUUGUAACUAAGAGUAGCAGGUAUCUGGUUAGAAGAUACUCUUACUUUUUUUUUCCCUGAAGAGCUUCUUAGAGCUGUAUUCUAACAUUUCAGGUUCCAAUUGUCUUCUGAAGUUAUGCUGUCAUGCUUAUCAAAUUGUGGCAGUAAUAUUAAAUUACUUAGUUUUGUAUGUAACCUCACUUUUUCGGUUAUACUUGUGAAAGACAAUUGUAUAGACAGAGUAAUUUGAUAUGGUUUCCACUAAGUUUUUACUCACUGUAAACUUAGCUGUAAAAUCUGCAGGUGAACGCAUAAUUAAAAAAGAAAAAUUUGUCAGAAGUUGUUAUGGAGAUGGAUUUGUUUGGGUAAGAAACGUUUUAAGGUAAAAUCUUCUGUGAGUUUCGGGUAAGUAAUAAUCUGUCUUCGUAGUAUAUAAAAUAGAACCAUUGCCAUAUUGAUCUUCAACAAUAGUGCA
Molecule: messenger RNA, 2159 nt
Organism: Papaver somniferum (opium poppy)
Lineage: Eukaryota; Viridiplantae; Streptophyta; Magnoliopsida; Ranunculales; Papaveraceae
Product: protein FAR1-RELATED SEQUENCE 6-like
Exons: 2
Coding region: 232-1536 (434 amino acids)
Source: RefSeq, a predicted model, not a curated record